Messenger RNA from Striga hermonthica, 327 nucleotides. NCBI's taxonomy places the organism in Eukaryota, Viridiplantae, Streptophyta, Magnoliopsida, Lamiales, Orobanchaceae. The record is from the annotation of a GenBank genome assembly.
AUGAGUGAAUUGAACCCCAGACAGAGCCACAAAUCAUAUUUCGAGAAAUCGGAUUUGUUUUUCUUGUGCAUGAUGCAACCACUCUCUCUGGAGAUUCAGCCUCAGGAAGCAGAAAUAGAGGCAGCCCAGUGGAUGCCUUACGAAGAAUAUGUAGCCCAACCAUUUGUACAAAAACACGACCUUCCCAAGAAAAUUGCUGCUGUGUGUGAAUCCAAGAAAAACGGGAUCUAUUCUGGAUUUUCACCAUUGCCCACAUCCACUGGAUUUUCUCAGAAGAAUGCUUACCUGUACGUCAACAGCCGUGAUCUUGGUCGGAAUUCACUCUGA